Molecule: messenger RNA, 2189 nt
Organism: Closterium sp. NIES-67
Lineage: Eukaryota; Viridiplantae; Streptophyta; Zygnematophyceae; Desmidiales; Closteriaceae
Source: the annotation of a GenBank genome assembly
AGACGCUCUGUUUCGCACUACGAGCCGCUUCGUUUCGCACCACAGCUCCGUGUCGCACAGCCGCUCAGAUUGUCGCACAGCCGCUCAGAUUGGUCUGCCGCUCUGUCUCGGUCAGUUAAUUUGACAGUCGGGGGACUCUGGGGACAUUGUGCGGCAGGCCGAGGCGGAAGGCGACGACGAAGGCGAGGUGGGCGGGGGCGAGGCGGAGGACGGGAGAAAAGGGGAUGGCGAUGAGCCAAUCUCCCGCCCCUGGCCCAAGGAGAGAGAGGAUCCGUUGCGUGUGCCCCAUGAGGGGGUUAGGAUGGAGGCGGCGGCUCUCCUCUAGGAGGGCGGUGAAGCGGGAGGCUUGGACCUCCAGCACUAAGUCCCGCUGCACCUUGGGCGGAUCUGUCGAGGCGCGUUCCUCGCGGAGGGUGGCAGCGGCAGACGCGGGCAGUUGGGCCUCGAGGGGGGCGAAGAGGCGUGGCAGCGGUGGGGCGGCGUCCGGGGAGAGUGUGAACAGGGGGAGGAGGUUGGCGAGCGGGGGGUGCAGGCGCCCCACCAUGUCCCCGAGCAGGUGGGCGGCUGCGGCUACCGAGGUCAGGUAGCAGUGGGCGCCGUAGCCGGCGGGAUUGGAGAUGCCGAGGCCUCCAAGGGUCGGUGGCAGGGAAGCCUGGGUCCAUACCCGCCUCUGCUCCGCCGCUUGCCUUGGAGCUGGCAGCGCGCACGCAGCUAGCGCCCUGGUGAAGAGGCGCUCCCCCAAGCACGACCAUUCCGCCUUGGGGAGGAGGUGAGGGGGAGUCGCGCGGAGGAGGUAGGAGGCGCGGCGACAGAGGCAGCGGGUGAUGAGGAGGAGGCUGGACUGGGGGUCCAGCUUCUCGAGGAGGGGGAGCGGCGCAGCUGCUUCCGCGAGGCGGCUGCGGAUGGCGGCGGAGCACGCCCGCUCGGGGCCCACGGGACUGCCGAGGACGCGGAGGCCAGAUGUAGAGAGGGAGAGGCCCUCGGGGAGGGCGGGGUCGGCGGUUUGGGAGGGGGACCACGCCUCGCACUUGGCGAGGUUGUGACGCAGACCCAGGGCGGAGACUGCGGCGGUAAGGGAGUAGAAGGCGGCGACGGCGGGGGCGGGGCGUGCGCUAGAGAGCGUCGACCCGCCCCCGCUGCCGCGCACCCCGCCCGCGUGCGCUAGAGAGCGGGGGCGCGCCGAAGGUGUGGUCGAUGUAGAGAGCGGACGGCGCCCCAUAGGAGAGACAAACGAAGGGGAUGAGAAACUCGAGGGGCGUGCCACAUCAACCCAUAUCACCCGCAUCGCCCCAUGUCACCCGCAUCAACCCAUAUCACUCGCAUCAACCCAUAUCACUCGCAUCAACCCAUAUCACUCGCAUCACCCCAUAUCACCCGCAUCACCCCGUAUCACCAGCAUCGCCCCAUGUCACCCGCAUCACCCCAUAUCACUUGCAUCACCCCAUAUCAUCCCAUAUUAUCCCAUAUCAACCCAUAUCUCCCCAUAUCACCCCAUAUCACCCAUAUCAGCCAAUAUCGCCCUACAUCACCCCAAUAUCACCCACACCAUAUCACCUACAUCACCCCAUGUCAGCCCAUGUCACCCUAUAUCACCCCAGAUCACUGAUGUUAUCCCGUAUCACCCCAUGUCACCCAAUAUCACCCCAUAUCACCCCCCACCUCACCCAUCACCGCCCACCGCUGCCCGUCAUUGCCUGUCACCACCCGCCACGGCCCAGCACUGGCUGUCACCGCCACCGCUGCUUACCGGCCGCCACUGCCCGGUGCCCGCCACUGUCAGCCUCUGCCCAUCACCGCUCGUCACCUCCCACCACCACGUGUCACUGCCCCCCACCGCCUGCCACCAACCGGCGCUGCUUGUUACCUACGAGAGGUGGGAGAUGAAGGUACCAAAACACCAUCACCAGAACACUUACUCCUCGUUAUCUUGGCUGGUGACGGUUCAUUACACCAAUGAAGUUUUCUCCUGCCCUUGCCUUCUGAUUGUGCUGAAGAGUACCACGGUAUACCGCUGCAUGAGCUGCAUGUGUACGGCAGCUUGAGAGAGAGUGGAUGGUUCUGGUUAACACUUUGCCCAUUACUGGCAAAAUCUAGUGCGGUUUGUUUGGGGCGUGGUCAAGCUGGUAAGAUUUGUAGAAAAACUGUAUGUGUACGACUUGCAUCAGACCUGAUCCGAAUGCAUCAACCUA